AUGUCAGAACCUCCUCAAGUGUUCCGAGCUACUUACUCAAACACUGAUGUAUAUGAAUGUUCAAUGAAUGAUUCACCAAUCAUGAGGAGAUGUAAAGAUGAUUGGGUUAAUGCCACACAAAUCUUAAAAUGUUGUAAUUUUCCUAAAGCAAGAAGAACCAAAAUUUUAGAAAAAGGUGUUCAACUGGGAUUACAUGAAAAGAUUCAAGGUGGAUUUGGAAGAUUUCAAGGAACUUGGAUUCCAUUGGAUGAUGCAAGAAGAUUAGCAGCUACAUAUGGAGUCACUAAAGAAGAUGCUCCUGUGCUAUAUUUGGAUUUCAAUGACCCAAAUUUAAUCAUUCCCAAUAAAGCUAAACCUGUACCUAAAGAACCUUCACUGGUUAAGAGAAAAUAUGUCAAGAAACCAAAAGUAGUAGGAGAUACGCCAAUUAAGAAAUAUAAAACUGGGAAAAAGGCAGCCUUGCAACAAGCUGUGGCAGACGCUGCGGCUGCAGAGGUUGAAGCUGCUGCUACAAUCGUGUCAGCAAACGGAGGAUUUCCUCCUCAAGAAGCAUUCAAUGGGGGAUCUAGACAUCCUUCAUAUGUUGCACCUAAUGGGCAAUUUCAGCAAAUGUAUGGGCAACCACCACCACCACCACCCCAACAACAACAACAACAGCCGCAACAGCUUGUAGCUCCAACAAAUGGUGCUGGCCGUUUACAAGGAGGAAUACCUCAAGCAAUUCCUCCACAACAAUUACCACCAGGAACAGCUCCAUUCAGUCAAAAUGAAUUCAUUCCUAUAAAUAACAAUAUGCCAUUUCCAAAUGAGUUUCAAAAUUUUCAAAUGCAAAUGCAACAUCAACAACAAGCACAAGCUCAACAACAACAGCAACAGCAGCAGAUUGCCAAAUUUUAUAAUGGAAACGGAUAUAGUGCCCCACAAUCAAAUAACAAUCUUCCAAUACAUUAUCAAAAAGUUCCAACUUCAUCACAAUCUUCCAAUGACACCAAUUGGUCACAACGUGAGAGUGAUACGUCAAUAAAUUCAGCAGAUGGAGAUACGAAGAAUCAAAUCUUAAAAAGUGAUAAUACCUAUUCAGCCCAAUUAUUAAAGUUCUUUAGUGAUGAUGAUGCCGAAAUUCCAUAUUUCAUAAAUUAUCCUCCUGCCGAUUUCAACAUAAAUGAAGCAAUUGAUGAUGAAGGGCAUACUGCCCUUCAUUGGGCUUCAUCUAUUGGAAAUCAUCAAAUGAUUCAUUUACUUUUAUCUAAAGGUGCCAAUCCAUUGGUAGUGAAUAAUUUUGGAUUGAAUCCACUUUCGAAAUUGAUUUCAUUUAAUAAUUGUUAUGAAUUGAAGAAUUUCCCUAAGGUAUUAGAUGAUUUGGAAUUGUGCUUGAUAAAUACUGAUAUUAAUGGUAGAACGCCAUUACAUUAUUUAGCUCAAUUUUCGAAAAUGAAAUCGAAAUAUGAAAGUCUAAGAUAUUAUUUGACUACUAUUUUGAAUAAACUUACAACAAUGUCAAAUAAUAUCAAACCGGAAUUAUUGAGUAAUGUAAUCAAUCAUCAAGAUGUGAAUGGAGAUACUUGUUUACAUAUUGCUGUUAGGGCAGGUUGUACUAAAUUGGUGAAGUCACUUUUACAAUAUGGAGCUAGAGAUGAGUUGGAGAAUGUUCAGAGAGAAACAGCAAGAUUAUUAAUAGGACAAUAUGGAUUAAUACCCAAUUAUAAUACUCAGGAAGCGGCGAUUUUCCAACAACCGCAACAACAACAUCAACCACCACCAGGACCUCCACCUUCACAGGAACAAUUGCUACCACCUCCACCCCAACAACCCCAAUUACAACCUCCAGCUAUGCAACUAUCACAACCUCCAAAUUCCCAAAUCCUUCCACAAAUACAGGCUCGCACACAACGAGAACCUCAACCAUAUCCUUAUCCAGUUCAUAAUCAACUUUUGGCUACCCCAAUACAUCCUUCAAGAGCCGCGGAAACUCCAGAUACACAAAGAACUACAAUUCAAGAAGAUGACGAGGAUGAUGACGAUAUGAAAAUCACCGCUCACGUAAACAAACAGCAUCUAGAUGCGCUUAAUAAUAAUGUGUUUCUUGAUAAACCCAUAGUUACCAGUUCUCCUGAAGUUAGCCGAAUCAUGAAGAUGGAACAUACUCCAUAUAAACCAAACCCACCCCAAUUGGAUGAAAAUGGAAAGAUAUUGGAACUGCCUAGUUCUGAGAAAAAAAUGUUGGAAAUGUCAGAUUUGAAAUCUAUGAUUAAUGGAAUGAUUAAUUCUCUUAGUGAUUCAUAUCUUUCGGAAAUGAAUAAUCUUAAUCAUGAACAGAAUAAACUUGAGAGUUUGAUUCAGCAGAAAUCAAAUGAGAAUAGGGAUAUUUUGUCGGCAUUCAAGAAGAUUUUUCGAGUUUCUGGACUUGAUAUUGAAGAUUUUGAUUCUGUUGAACAAGGAAAAGACAUCGUGCUUGAAAAUAUUGAAAAAUGUUUACAAAUCUUAUCUGAGAAAGAACAAGAUUUCUUUAGGGUUAUGCUGAGAAAUCAAGCUUACUCAUUAGCGAAAUUAGUUCAAGAACAAGAAAUGAAAUAUGUAGAACAAGAUCAACAAAAAGGGGGUGAUGCUGUCGAUAGUGAUCAAGAAGAUGAAGAGAAAUUCGAACAAGCGGUUGAUUUGACACAAUUACAAAUCCAAAGAAAUAAAUUGGUGAAACAAAUUGGUGAACGGACUACUUUGUUUGCGGUUGAUGAUAAGAUGUAUAAGUAUAGAAAAUUGAUUAGUUUGAGUUGUGGCUUAAAAGUGGAGGAUAUUGACGGGUUGAUAGAUGGGAUUGAAGAAAGUUUAGUUGAAGGGAUGAGUUAG
Molecule: messenger RNA, 2844 nt
Organism: Hemisphaericaspora subhashii
Lineage: Eukaryota; Fungi; Ascomycota; Pichiomycetes; Serinales; Debaryomycetaceae
Gene: SWI4
Product: SBF complex DNA-binding subunit
Exons: 2
Coding region: 1-2844 (947 amino acids)
Cellular component (GO): SBF transcription complex; MBF transcription complex
Molecular function (GO): transcription regulator activity; protein binding; DNA binding
Source: RefSeq, a predicted model, not a curated record